This is a messenger RNA of Sphaeroforma arctica JP610, 358 nucleotides long. RefSeq lists its product as hypothetical. The record is from RefSeq and is a predicted model, not a curated record. NCBI's taxonomy places the organism in Eukaryota, Ichthyosporea, Ichthyophonida. The transcript has a single exon. The annotation marks the transcript as partial.
AUGUGCACUCUAAUUGGUACUGUGGGUCGGGAUGACAUAUUAAAACCAGAUGUAGCUAGGACAGCGAUUGCUAAAAUUGUAAGGCUAGACAAUUUUGUGGCUAAAGAUGAAGUCGACGAAAUCGGCACGCAUAGUCUCAGAAAGUGCUCGUGUACAUAUUCUCAGAGACGUGAACGCUCAAAAGAUGAUGCAGAAGGUAGAGGCAGAUGGGCCAGGACCCGAACAAAGGGUCAGAGAAAGAAAAAGUCAAAUCGUCAGGUCGAUGGAUACUCCAACUCUUUGAUGCCGGAUCCUGAUGCUAAAGUAUCUGAGGCCUUAUGUGGACCCCGAUGUGCUUGCAACUAUAGGAUCGAUUCAG